This is a messenger RNA of Ilex paraguariensis (yerba mate), 1239 nucleotides long. The record is from the annotation of a GenBank genome assembly. Lineage: Eukaryota; Viridiplantae; Streptophyta; Magnoliopsida; Aquifoliales; Aquifoliaceae.
AUGGCCUCUUUGCUUCUUCGUCGGAGACUCUCACUUUUAGGCCUUUCUUGUUCUCUCCAACGUGAUAAUGUGGAGCUAUGUUGGGUUCCCUGGGAACGGAAGUUUGGUAGUUCGUUUAAGAUUUGUGGUUGCUUAAGGCAGUUCAGCAGUUCCAGCGGUGCAAUGAAGUUUGAUUUUACAGAUCUUACUCGGCCUCAUACAUGGUACCCCAGUGCUCGAAAAAAGAAGCGGCUCGUUGUUUUACAUGUAGGUCCCACAAAUAGUGGUAAAACACAUCAUGCUCUGAAGAAACUGGAGUCCAGUUCUUCUGGUAUUUAUUGUGGACCAUUGAGAUUGUUGGCAUGGGAGGUGGCAAAGCGGUUGAACAAGGCUGAAGUUCCUUGUGAUCUCAUUACGGGACAAGAAAGAGAGGAAGUUGAUGGUGCAAAGCACAAGGCCGUGACAGUUGAGAUGGCUGACGUAACUGCUGAAUAUGACUGCGCUGUUAUUGACGAGAUUCAGAUGUUAGGGUGUCGGACAAGGGGUUUUUCAUUCACUCGUGCUUUAUUGGGAAUUUCUGCCAACGAGCUUCACCUUUGUGGAGAUCCAGCUGCUGUACGUUUAGUUCAGGAAAUACUUAAAGUUACUGGUGACAAUGUUGAGGUUCAAUGUUAUGAGAGGCUUUCACCUCUUGUUCCUUUGAAGGUUCCUCUUGGUUCUUUUUCAAACAUACGAACUGGUGACUGCCUUGUCACCUUCUCACGUCAGAAGAUAUACAGAUUGAAGAAAGACAUUGAAAAUGGAGGAAAGCAUCUUUGUUCUGUAGUUUAUGGCUCACUGCCUCCAGAGACUCGAACGAGACAGGCUACAAUGUUCAAUGAUGCAAGCAGUGAGUUUGAUGUUCUUGUAGCAAGUGAUGCAAUUGGGAUGGGUCUCAAUCUUAACAUUUCUAGAAUCAUAUUUUCGAAAUUGGAGAAAUUUGAUGGUGUGGAAAUGAGGGAACUCACAGUGCCGGAGAUCAAACAAAUUGCGGGCAGAGCUGGCAGGUAUGGAUCUAAAUUUCCUGUUGGUGAAGUGACUUGUCUAGAUGCAGAAGAUCUACCCUUACUUCAUUCAUCACUGAAUUCCCCCUCUCCCAUUCUAGAGCGUGCUGGAUUAUUUCCAACCUUUGAUUUCUUGUUUAUGUAUUCUCGUAUACAUCCAAAAAGUGGUCUUCAUCAGAUACUGAAGCUUGAGGAAUUCAAAUAUAUGCAAAAGUAA